AUCCAGCCAGAGCGCGCUGCAAACAGCUGAAAUAAAGUCACGUGAUACGCGGAAGCAAGACAGCAAGUUAAAAAACUCACGCCGCUGAAGUUUUGUUUACAUCUUGUAGAGAGAACAGUGCAGUUCUGCAAAUGCUCUUUAAACAGUUUAAACAUAAGAAUUACGUGUUAACAUGGAGAUUUUGUGGAAUCAGAUCAAUUUACAGCGACCGCCUUACAGGUCAUGGGACGUUUCUGUAACAGAAUUCGAUUCAAAACGGUUCAUUGAUUCCAUUGACAAGAUAUUGAGUGAUUUUAAAACCUUUCAAGUGUUGCAUGCCGAAGCAGCUCUUCUUAGUCGAUUAAUUUAUCGCAUGAAAAGCAAAUUUAGAAGUGAUAAGGGGCUGAAACAUAUGGAAAAAGUGAACCGAGCAUUAUUAAAUUAUUUGAACAUGGCAAUGGAAAGAGAAUACGAACUUCUGAAGGAAUACAUAGAAAUUAAUAAUGGAAUAAUUAGUUUACCACCACGUCAAACCCUUGAAUACGUCUUAGUAAGAACUCAAGGAUUUGCAAAACUCAUGUGUAGAGUAGAAUCAACUGCAUUAAUUGCUGGAAAUUUUCUUAAAUCAAGAUUGUGUAUUGGUCAAUCUUGGACUGUUGCUAUGAUAGCUUAUGCAGUCAUUAGUAGAAUAUGGAUCCUUUCCAGACAUGUGAUAAAAAAAUCAUGCAAUUGGUAUAACAGUAUCUUUGAUCACAUGAAAAAUUUUAAAACUGUUGGCAUAUCAUGGUUACCUGACAAUUAUAUUUUGCCAGAAAAUCUUGCUGAAUGGCUUGAUUUGCCAUGGUUCAAUGAAGACAUGGAAAAAUUGCCAAUAAAAGAAAAUUGGGAUAAAUCAAUAUUCAGUUUGAUGAAAGCAAAUGAUGCAGAUGAGGAAGAUUUGAAUAUUGCUAAUGAUACAAUCCCUAAAAAUUUAACAGCAAUCUCAGAAGAUGUGAACUGUCAAAACGAUAUGGACUCUGUACAAAUGGACGUGGAUCUAGGACAGCCAAUUAGUCGACUUGCUUUUGAAGAAACCAAUCAGGAGGAGAAAAGAAAAAAGCCAGUAAAAGUGAAAAAGAAGAAAAGGAAUCCCAAAAAAUUCGAGAAACUUCUGCAAGUUGAAUCAGAAGCAGACUUGGUUACUUUACUGAAAAUCGAUUCAUUUCCCGGACUCGAUAAGCUACAGUUAAAUAUAUUGCAGAAGCAAAUAAAAAAACUUUUAUUGAAAUUAACGGAAAAGAAUACCCGUAAUUUGGACGAAGAAAUGCUGAAAAAAAUUAGGAAAGGUAUAAAGAAAUGGACUAGCAGUUAGCAAAGCUAAGUAUGUAUAUAAUUUUAAUUAUGCAAUUUUAAUGUAAAUAUCGUCGUUAAAUAAAAUUAUUCGUUUUGAUACGUUGAAUCAAAUCUAA
This is a messenger RNA of Nasonia vitripennis (jewel wasp), 1427 nucleotides long. RefSeq lists its product as uncharacterized. NCBI's taxonomy places the organism in Eukaryota, Metazoa, Arthropoda, Insecta, Hymenoptera, Pteromalidae. The record is from RefSeq and is a predicted model, not a curated record. The transcript is spliced from 5 exons. The coding region runs from base 173 to 1330 and encodes 385 amino acids. Gene Ontology annotation, biological process: positive regulation of Notch signaling pathway. Gene Ontology annotation, cellular component: nucleus.